AAACCUUGGCCCGAUGGAGGAGAAGGAGGCUGCAAGGAAGAGGAAGAUGGCCCGGGAGCCGCAGGCAGAGCAGGAGCUGAGCAUGGAGAGCAGGGAGGACAAAUCCCCACAGCAGAACCUGGUGGCAGAGGCCGUUUUGAGCGGCUCCACAGCGCAGGAAGCCAACGGGGAGGAAAAGCCGCGGAGAUCCCUCAUGAGGAGGGGCUGCAAACGCAGAUCACGGGGAUCUGAGGAGGAAAGACCAACCCUGGGUCAGGGAGGCGUCCGGAACUCAGAGCUGGGGGUCCUUGAGCAGCUUCAGGAUGGGGAGAAGCCCCACAAGUGCUCGGACUGUGGGAAGAGCUUCAGCCAGAGGUCACACCUGAUCCGCCACUGCAGAAUCCACACUGGAGAACGGCCCCAUGAGUGUCCACAGUGUGGGAAGAGCUUCUGCAACCGUGCUGACCUGAUCAAACACCAGAGGAGCCAUACAGGGGAGAGGCCCUACAAGUGUGGGAUGUGUGGGAAGAGCUUCAGCCAUAGCUCCAGCCUGAUCGUCCACAUGGUAAUCCACUCGGGGGAGAGGCCCUACGAGUGUGGGCAGUGUGGGAAGAGCUUCAGAAGGAGCUAUGAACUGAGCAGACACCAGAGGAAAAACACAGGGCAACAGCCCUACAAGUGCCCCGAGUGUGGGAAGAGCUUCUGCGAGCGUGUUGACCUGGUCAAACACCAGAGGACCCACAUGGGGGAAGGUCCCUAUGAGUGUCCUGAGUGUGGGAAGAGCUUCUGCAAGCAUGCUGCCCUGGUCACACACCAGAAGACACACACGGUGGAGAGGCCCUAUGAGUGUGGUAAGUGCAGGAAGAGGUUUCUGAAGAGCUCCGGUCUCCUCAGACAUCAGACCAUUCACACAGAGGAGAGGCCCUUCCGCUGCCCCGACUGCGGGAAGGGCUUCAAGCGCAACUGCACCCUCGUCGUCCACCGGAGGAUCCACACCGAGAGGGCCUAUGAGUGUGAUCAAUGCAGGAAGAGGUUUAUCACCAGCUCUGGUCUCCUCCUGCACCAGCGCACUCACACAGACGAGAGGCCCUUCCGCUGCUCCGACUGCGGGAAGGGCUUCCAGCGCAACUGCACCCUCGUCAAGCACCGGCGCAUCCACACCGGGGAGAGGCCCUACGAGUGUCCUGAGUGUGGGAAGAGCUUCUCACAGAGCGGUAACUUGAGAAUACACCAACGGAGCCAGCACUAAGGGAAGCCCUGCGCGUGCCCCGCAUGCAGGGAGAGUUUCAUGUGCUCCUCCAGCUCCAUCCCCCAUGGGAUCCACACCGGAUGAUCCCCAGAGAGCGCCGGUGGGCAGAGCCCCGGUGAUCUGUGGUGCCAGUGAUCCGUGUUGGGAAGACACCUGGCUGGGGGCUCCACAUCCUCCUGGCUCUCCAUGGGCACCUGCACACAUCCACAGACCAACAUCUCCACAUCCAUUGUGGAGAGCAGUUUUGUCAACUUCUGACCCCAGAAAAAUCUCCCUUUUUGCAUCUUCUGGUGUCAUCAAGCAACACUGGAUGGCCUUGGAGGUCUUCUCCAACAUACAUCCAUCAUUUUAAUUCUCUUGGACCCAUGGGGACCUUCCACAGCUAAAUGCGGAGAGACUGGGGCAAACCCCCGAUUUUGGAUCCAGUGAGGUGGAAACCUCUCCAAAAAAGGUUCUUCCCUCCCAUUGAAGCACGUAGAUGCUCUGCUGGCAGGGACACGUAAAUCCUUUUGUUUUGGCCUUGAAAUUAAAAGGUUUCUGUUGAUCCCUUUGAGACAUGGGGUUAGGAAUUAACUUGGGUUAGAAAUCUAUCUCAGAUUUUGGUGAAUUGUGCUGCCUUGAAUUAUUUAGUCUGCAGAGUCUAUUAAUUUGCUGUGCUUGUAGCUCACAAAACUGCCUCAAACAAGAUGAAAGGAAUGUGAAUUUCCAAGUUAGAGGAAGAUAAGAGAGGCUACUUGGACCUUGAAUCAAGAAGGAAACCAAAACGGAGGCUGCAGGAGAAGGAGGGACAACCAGAGAACUAAUUGUAACGCGAAACUACUAAGUGAAUAGAUGUGAACCUAUUGUGAAACUUAAUGCAUAUGCAACAAGUUAGGGGACAAAGGGGAGGUCUGGACUCUCUGGGGA
Messenger RNA from Camarhynchus parvulus, 2134 nucleotides. Its product is annotated as zinc finger protein 551-like. Gene Ontology annotation, molecular function: DNA-binding transcription repressor activity, RNA polymerase II-specific. Lineage: Eukaryota; Metazoa; Chordata; Aves; Passeriformes; Thraupidae. The record is from RefSeq and is a predicted model, not a curated record. Gene Ontology annotation, biological process: negative regulation of transcription by RNA polymerase II.